Cyprinodon variegatus (sheepshead minnow) is the source of this 5005-nucleotide messenger RNA. It is a transcript of the gene erbb3b, whose product is annotated as receptor tyrosine-protein kinase erbB-3-like. Gene Ontology annotation, cellular component: basal plasma membrane; signaling receptor complex. Gene Ontology annotation, molecular function: neuregulin receptor activity; ATP binding; neuregulin binding. Bases 392 to 4699 code for a protein of 1435 amino acids. Lineage: Eukaryota; Metazoa; Chordata; Actinopteri; Cyprinodontiformes; Cyprinodontidae. The record is from RefSeq and is a predicted model, not a curated record. Gene Ontology annotation, biological process: positive regulation of kinase activity; multicellular organism development; positive regulation of cell population proliferation. The transcript is spliced from 28 exons.
UAAGAAUUUUUUUCUUUCCAUUUCUUGGUCAUGUAGAGAUUACUACCCGAAAUCUUGCAUGGGGGGAAAAAAGACGGACCAGCUUCUGAUUGGUCAAUAAUUGUGGCCUUGGGCCAAUCAGACUCCCCUUUCUCCAGGGAAAUUCCACAAUGAGACUAAACUGUAGCUUAUUCGCGGUUUUCGGGGGAAUUGGUUAGAUCCAUCAGUCUGCUCCUUAUAUUAAUGUUUGGAUAGACGGGUUACAUUUAAUUCAGAUUUAGUAAUUUAAAAAAAAAAUCUUUCCCUUUUUUACUUUUUACAAAAAAUAGGCGACUUUUUAAAAAAUCAAGUGAAUCUGACAAUCUGAAGCAGUGUGUGACAUGCUGAGAUCUCGGUAAACUGAUUAAACAACAUGGACCAGCAGCAAGUCCUGCUACUUUGUGUGGCUUUGUCAUGGAGGAUGCAAACAGGCUCCACUCAAACACAUGAAGAGGUGUGUCCUGGUACGCAGAAUGGUCUGAGCUCCUCCGGGUCUCAGGAGAAUCAAUACAACCUGAUCAAGGGCCGCUACAGCGGCUGUGAGAUCAUCAUGGGGAACCUGGAGAUCACCAAUAUUGAGAGUAACUGGGACUUCUCCUUCCUCAAGACAAUCCGUGAGGUGACCGGUUACGUCCUCAUCGCUAUGAACCAUUUUCAGGAGAUUCCAUUGGGGCGACUAAGGGUGAUCAGAGGAAACAGUCUGUAUGAAAGACGCUUUGCACUUUCGGUUUUAUUCAAUUACCCCAAAGAAGGUUCCAACGGCCUGCGACAGCUUGGACUCCUUAAUCUGACAGAGAUUCUGGAGGGUGGCGUGCAGAUUAUUAACAACAAAUACCUGAGUUAUGGCCCCUGGAUCUAUUGGCGGGAUAUAGUUCGGGACAGCAGCGCUCCUAUUGACAUCCACUAUAAUGGUGAAAGAGGUCCAUGUCACAAAUCUUGUGGUGACUACUGCUGGGGACCAAACAAGGACCAGUGUCAGAUCUUGACAAAGAUGGUGUGCGCUCCACAGUGCAAUGGACGCUGCUUUGGGAAAAGUCCUAGGGACUGCUGCCACAUAGAGUGUGCAGCAGGAUGCAAAGGCCCUCUGGAUGAGGAUUGUUUUGCUUGUCGCCAUUUCAAUGAUUCAGGAGCCUGUGUGCCUCAGUGUCCCAAGGACGUCAUUUACAACAAACAGACUUUCCAAAUGGAGACAAAUCCCAAUGCAAAGUACCAAUAUGGAUCAAUUUGCGUAUCUCAGUGUCCCACGCAUUUUGUGGUGGACGGUAGUUCCUGUGUGAGUGUCUGUCCUCCAAACAAGAAGGAGGUGGAGAGAGAGGGACAGAGGCAGUGUGAGCUUUGCAGUGGACUCUGCCCAAAAGUGUGUGAAGGCACCGGUGCUGAGCAAAGACAAACGGUGGAUUCUACCAACAUUGACAGCUUCAUUAACUGCACCAAGAUCCAAGGCAGCCUCCACUUCCUGGUUACAGGAAUUCUUGGAGAUGACUUUAAAAAUAUCCCACCAUUAGAUGCCAAAAAGUUGGAGGUUUUCCGCACCGUGAGAGAAAUAACAGAUAUUCUCAACAUCCAGUCGUGGCCUAAAGAGCUGAAGGACCUCUCAGUUUUUUCAAGCCUCAGAACUAUUCAAGGAAGGUCACUGUACAAGCGAUUCUCUCUGAUGGUGAUGCAUAUCCCCUCUCUAACAUCCCUGGGACUGCGCUCUCUCCGGUAUAUCAAUGAUGGCAGCGUGUACAUCAGUCAGAAUGCCAACCUCUGUUAUCUGCACACUGUGAACUGGACGCAGCUGUUCAGAGGCGGCAGAGUUCGAGUCAACAACCUCAACAACAACAAGCCCCUUGCAGAGUGUGUUGCAGAAGGACAUGUGUGCGAUCCUCUGUGUUCAGACGCAGGCUGCUGGGGCCCCGGUCCUGACCAGUGUGUCACCUGUAGGAACUACAGCCGCCAAGGGACAUGUGUGGGAAGCUGUAACUUUUUAUCUGGAACCACAAGGGAAUUUGCAAGAUCUGAUGGAGAAUGUGUUGCUUGUCAUCCGGAGUGCAAACCUCAGCGGGGAAAAAUCAGCUGCACAGGAGCGGGCGCAAAUGAAUGUGUGGUUUGCAAAAACCUUCAAGAUGGCCCUUUCUGCAUGUCCUCUUGUCCCUCUGGAAUAAAUGAUGGACACGGAGGACAGAUUUACAAAUACCCCAACAAAGAUGGCCAAUGUAAACCAUGUCACUUUAACUGCACACAUGGAUGCCUCGGUCCAGGAUUAAACGACUGUUUAGAGACAGCGGUAAUGUCUGUUAGUAGCGGUCAGAUCACAGGUAUAGCUUUGGCAGUUCCAGCUGGUUUGAUAUUCUGCCUCGCUUUGUUCUUCCUGGGAGUGCUGUACCACAGAGGCCUCGCCAUCCGCCGCAAAAGAGCCAUGAGACGAUACCUGGAGAGUGGAGAGAGCUUUGAGCCUCUGGGUCCUGGAGAAAAAGGCACUAAAGUUCAUGCUCGUAUUCUGAGGCCGUCAGAGCUGAAAAAGAUCAAGCUCCUUGGUUACGGUGUUUUCGGUACUGUGCACAAGGGCUUUUGGACACCAGAGGGAGAGACGGUCAAGAUCCCUGUAGCAAUAAAGACAAUCCAGGAUGGUUCCGGUCGACAAACCUUCACUGAGAUCACUGAUCAUAUGCUGUCCAUAGGCAGUCUGGACCACCCCUACAUUGUAAGGCUGCUGGGAAUCUGCCCUGGUUCUGGUCUCCAACUGGUGACCCAGCUCAGUCCCCGUGGCUCCUUACUGGAGCACAUCAGACAGCACAGGAACAGCCUGGACCCUCAGCGCCUGCUCAACUGGUGCGUUCAGAUAGCUAAGGGUAUGUUCUACCUUGAGGAACACUGCAUGGUCCACAGGAAUCUGGCUGCCCGCAACAUUCUGCUGAAGAAUGACUAUCAGGUCCAGAUCUCGGACUACGGUGUUGCAGAUCUCCUUUACCCGGAUGACAAGAAAUAUGUCUACACAGACACAAAGACACCAAUAAAGUGGAUGGCACUUGAGAGCAUCCUGUUUCGAAGAUACACUCAUCAGAGUGAUGUUUGGAGUUACGGAGUGACAGUGUGGGAGAUGAUGUCAUACGGGGCGGAGCCAUACAUGUCUGUGCAGCCUCAAGAAGUGCCGAGCCUCCUGGAGAAAGGCGAGCGACUGUCCCAGCCUCACAUCUGCACCAUUGAUGUCUACAUGGUCAUGGUUAAAUGCUGGAUGAUUGAUGAGAACGUGAGGCCAACCUUUAAAGAGCUAGCGAGUGAUUUUACUCGAAUGGCAAGAGAUCCACACAGAUAUCUUGUCAUCAAGGAGGGAGAAGACACUCCACCUGGAGAGAUCCAUCGAAGAGAGUCAGAACGAGGGCUUCUGGAUGCAGAUUUGGAAGAUCCGGAUGACGAUGGACUGGAUGACGGCUUGACUACACCCCCUCUUCAGCAUUCUCCAUCGUGGAGUCUCUCUCGCUCAAGGAUAAAUUCCUGCAGGAGUGGCGCAUCUCAAGCUGGGCCAACUGGAUACCUUCCAAUGACCCCAAGUCCAAUAGACAGCAUUCGCCAGCUGUGGUCUCACAGGUCUCGUCUUAGUUCCGUACGAACGCUGCCUGAGAGGUCAGGGGUCAGAGGUAAUGGCAGGGAGCCGGAAGGCUUACGGACUGAGAGCUUUCAACGGAAAAGGCUUGGCUCAGAGAGGAGCAGUCCUCAUGUGGGCGUAAGUCAUCACAGGAAGCUUUCCACAGCUUCAAGUCCGUCCUCUUACAAGGGCUGGACGGCAGAGGAAGAUGAGGAGGAGUUGGACCACUAUGGCUAUGUUCUGCCUGGGUCACCUGGAACACCAGAACGAGUGUCCAGAAUAAUUCGUUCUGGGAAAAGAAACUCAAAGAAGAAAAAUAAUCUGCUUCUCCCAGCAGUAAAGCCCUCUCAGGAAUAUGAACUGAUGAGCACCGAAUCUGGUGAUCCUCCAUCUUCAUCCGGCAGCAUCUCGUUACACGAUGACACUACAGAUCCACUUCAUCAAAGAGUCAUUCCUCCUACAUCUUCAAUCGUGAUGGAGUCACAAAAUGAAGCUCUACUCUUAGGUGCAAAAGCUAAUCAAGUCCAUGAGGCUUGUGAAGGAGCUGUAGCAAAGCAAAUAGACACAAUGGAGGAGGAACAUCUUAAUUACAUAAGGGAGAUCAAAUCAGAAGAUCAUAAAACUGAGGUGUGCCGAGGGAUUUGUAAGUAUGAAUAUAUGGAUAUAAGGCACUCUGACUCUUCAGAAGGAGGUGAUAUAGAAUUGGAGAGAGGUGGUAAUAAAACAGCUUUGACGAAUAGAUUAGAAACAAACCAAACAGCGGAGAGUUUAGUCAAAGAAGACAUUGAAAAACAAGCCGCAGUUCAGGAGGAGCUGAGCUGUAGGGUUGUGUCUGGGACAGAUGUGCUGCCAGCUGUAGAAAGUAAGGUAGAGGAGUAUGAAGAGAUGAGUGGAUCUGGAGAAGAGCCUGGCGAGUGGGGUCUCCCAGAAUAUGAGAACCUCCCACCAAAGGCGAGGGCUGUUCCUGGGGAGGAGAGUGACAGGUGUGCAGGGAUCGGGGAAUACAUCAAGGUGUGUGCGGGCAUUGGGGAGCCCGGCAGCAACACUUCCUUUGACAACCCAGACUACUGGCACAGCAGGCUGUUCCUCAAACCAGAUGCUGUACGCACAUAAUGAGUUGGACUGGGACAGAAAAAACAGGAACAGAUCCAAGAUUCUGUGAGAUUUGGUCAUUUUCGAUUAAAGGAAAACAAAAAAGAACAUAUUUUUUUUUACUUCACAUGUUUUUAACCUAAUAUGAGUCAGUAAAACAAAGACGUUACAGAGUGUUUACAGGUUUAUUCUUUUAGUAAAGGGCAUUUAAAAUUUAUUUUUUAUUUUGCUGUUUCAUUUUUUUAUGUUUUUUAUUAUUUGUUGUUUUUUUUCUUACGACUGAUCCUGUCAGAAAACAGCCUUUGUACUUCAUAUUUUCGUUGUUGU